AUGAUUGAUCAAGUUGCUAUAUUCACCCCUAAUGGGCAGGUUUUGUUUAAAUACAAUGCAGUGGGGAAAAGGUUUGCGGAAAAGCAGUUUAAUAAGUUCAUAUACCAGCUGAUUUCGCAGUCUGUAAUGGAGUCUGAUAGUAAAUAUCCUGUAAUUACUGUCGAUUCUCAUGCAUUUAUGUUUAAAGAGACAAAACAGGUUAGGCUUUUCUUUGUUGUGUCGUAUGCAUCUGUUCAGUCAAUCGAGCUUGUCCAGGAAGCGGAAGAAGUUAUUGGCCUUACAACGAAGUUGUGGGAGUCGUUGGGGCUAAACGAUGUCAUUAGUGCGAAUUGCGGUUCUUCUGGUCAGCUUAGACAGGACCGGGCGUGGGUACUUGAAGGUGGAGAAGAUAAACUGUUAAAGUUCGAGCAAUACUUUGCUGCGAAGUACGAGGAUAUCAAGGAAAAUGGUAAGAAUCAGCCUAAGAAGGGUGCUGUAGCGUCAAAGAAGAAACAAGUUGUCAAAAAGACUGCUUCAAAGCAACUGGCUCAGAAGUCCAGGAAGUGGGGUGCUAAUGGGAUGCUUGAUGACAGCGACACUACUGACUCUACUUUGCUCGAUUUCUCUCCCGAUCUGGAUGAAGGCCAGGAAGAGAGCAAUGAUUCAUUACGUGGUGUGACUGAGGAGUCUUUCGGAAAAAGAACGGCUAGUGGGGAUUUCUUGAUUAAGGAGAUUGACGACCUAUUGACUGCGAACAAAGGUGGUAAUGCUCAAAAAACGCAGAAGCCAAAUAGUGCGUUUGCGUUUAUCCAGAAGCACUGGUUUGGUAACAAGACAAUUACAGAAGAGGACUUGGCAGCUAUAUUAGAAAAGCUGAAGAAACAGCUACUUGAAAAGAAUGUAGCUCCCGUUACGGUCGAUUACCUUGCUUCCCAAGUAUCUAAAGACCUCGUUGGGACUAAGACUGCAAACUGGACAAGUGUUAAGGACACCGCUGUGCAAUCUUUAGAAAAGGCUUUGACUUCUAUAUUAACACCCAGUGUGUCAGUUGAUUUACUUCGUGAGAUCCAGAAAACGAUACAAAGGAAGGACCCUAGUGAAAAGAAAGAUCCGUACGUUUUUUCGGUUGUAGGAGUCAAUGGGGUUGGUAAGUCUACUAAUCUAUCGAAACUGGCUUUUUGGCUCCUGCAGAAUCGUUUCAAGGUACUUAUUGUUGCAUGCGAUACAUUCAGAUCUGGAGCAGUGGAGCAAUUGAGGGUUCACGUGGAAAACUUGGCUCAGUUAACAGACGAAGACCAUGUCAGAGGGUCUAAAAAUUCCCGCGGUAAGACUGGUAAUGAUAGCAUAGAAUUAUUUGAAGCCGGUUAUGGUGGCUCUGAUUUAGUAACGAGAAUAGGCAAACAAGCCAUCAAGUAUGCUAACGAGAACUACUUUGACGUCGUUCUUAUGGAUACUGCGGGUAGAAGACAUAACGACGCCACUUUGAUGUCACCUUUAAAAUCUUUUGCUGAGCAAAUUAAACCAAAUAAAAUUAUUAUGGUGGGAGAAGCAUUAGUAGGUACUGAUUCCGUUCAACAAGCCAGAAACUUCAACCAAGCAUUUGGGAAAGAGAGGAAAUUAGACUUCUUUAUAAUUUCAAAAUGUGAUACGGUUGGCGAUAUGUUAGGUACGAUGGUGAAUAUGGUUUACGCUACAGGAAUACCGAUAUUAUUUGUUGGUGUUGGUCAAACUUAUACAGACCUUAGGACAUUAAGUGUUAGUUGGGCUGUUAAUACAUUAAUGUCAUAA
Eremothecium sinecaudum is the source of this 1767-nucleotide messenger RNA. It is a transcript of the gene SRP101, whose product is annotated as Signal recognition particle receptor subunit alpha. Gene Ontology annotation, cellular component: endoplasmic reticulum membrane; signal recognition particle receptor complex. Lineage: Eukaryota; Fungi; Ascomycota; Saccharomycetes; Saccharomycetales; Saccharomycetaceae. The record is from RefSeq and is a predicted model, not a curated record. Gene Ontology annotation, molecular function: ATP hydrolysis activity; signal recognition particle binding; GTPase activity. Gene Ontology annotation, biological process: SRP-dependent cotranslational protein targeting to membrane. The coding region runs from base 1 to 1767 and encodes 588 amino acids. The transcript has a single exon.